This is a messenger RNA of Cariama cristata (Red-legged seriema), 2058 nucleotides long. RefSeq names its product peroxisome proliferator-activated receptor gamma, coactivator 1 beta (gene PPARGC1B). Lineage: Eukaryota; Metazoa; Chordata; Aves; Cariamiformes; Cariamidae. Gene Ontology annotation, cellular component: nucleus. Gene Ontology annotation, biological process: positive regulation of transcription by RNA polymerase II. Gene Ontology annotation, molecular function: RNA binding; transcription factor binding. The record is from RefSeq and is a predicted model, not a curated record.
UAUGAGGUGUCUGGCGAGGAGCACCUCUACUCCGACUUUCCCGAGAUUGAUUUGUCUCAGCUGGAUGCCAGUGACUUCGAUUCGGCCAGCUGCUUCAGCGAGCUGCAGUGGUGCGGGGAGCACUCGGAGACCGACUCCAGCCAGUACAGCACCGACGACUCCGAGCUCUUCCAGAUAAUAGACAGUGAGAACGAAGCGCUGCUGGCAGCCCUCACCGAGACAUUGGAUGAUAUACAGGGAGAUGACAUGGGCCUGGCUGCCUUCCGAACUAUGGAAGAAGGGGACACGCUCAACCAUGCCUACACCUCGCCUGCCCCCUCCCCCAAACCCACCGCCCCGGUCAUGGGGGGGCCGCCCCCGGCCCCCGAGUUUGAUGAGCUGUCUCUACUGAAGAAGUUGCUCCUCUCUCCAUCGCACGUGCCUCCGAGCUGCGAGGCUCAGCGGGAUGGGAGCGCCCGGCGCCCGGGGACCCCUAAGUCCCGACCCACACGGCCGUGCACAAAGACCAAAGCCCCCCGGGGGCCUGAGGAGUGCCCCAGCAGCAGCCACCACCCGUCUCCGGGCGACUGCGCCCAUCACGAGGACGACAGUGACUCCAGUGAGGACUCGCUGAGCUCCGGUGACUUGGUGACCCCCCCCUCCUCGGCGGAGGAUGAGCCAUACCGCCUGGGCAAGCCCGUGUACGCGGCCCUGGCCCGGCCACCUGGCUCCCGCUCCCCUGUGCCACUGGCCCAGGAUGGGGAGGAUGGCUGUGGGACCUGCACACCCAGAGCCAAAAUGGCACCAGAGAAGGAAGCUGCGGCUGAUGUGGAGGUGGGGGGCACGGCACCUCCGGUGGAGCCCCCGCCCCUGUCCCUGGGCUCCCCGGGGGACGGCGAGGUGCGCGAUGGGGCUGAGAGCCAGCGCUGUGCCCUCCUGGAGCAAGCAGAAACACCCCGGUGUCUCACGCUGUCCUUGGCACACACUGACGCAGCCUUUGUGAAGAGAAACUUUGAGCCAAUGUUGACUGUGGAGCUGUGUGGGACAGCAGGUCUCACGCCGCCCACCACUCCACCCCCCCCCCCCCCCCCCCACCGGAAGGAGGACGGGACAGCCCCCAGUCCUGGGGGAGCAGGGGACACAGCAGCCUCCCAGAAAGCCCCCAGGAAGCACCCUGAGAGGACAGAGCUCUUCGCCCACCUGAGCCGAGCCGCCGGGCGCCCUGCGCUCCCCGAGCAGCCAGGCAUGCUUAAGCGGCCCUUCUCCCGCUCCUUCGGGGACCACGACUACUGCCAGGUGCUGAAGCCCGAGGCCGCCCUGCAGAGGAAGGUGCUCAAGUCGUGGGAACCCCCGGGCCAGGUGGAGAUGGAGCACAAGAGGAGGGUCCCGGCUGUCACCUACCAGGCCACGGUGGCAAGGAGGCGGGCGGCGAGAUGCUGGAAGGAUGGCAUCAAGCAGCUGAGAGACCAGGAGAUCAGAGCCAGCUUAACAAAGCACUUUGGCUUUCUGGACAGUGCUCUCGAUGACGAGGACAUGGUCUUCUGCAAGACCCCUGAGUAUGACACCGUCUUUGAAGAUAGCUGCAGCGAGAGCGGCUCCCCCGCGGAGGGGGAGGAGGGGGAGCCGUGUGAGAACGGCGAGCAGUGUCAGGGCGGGAGCAGGCACCGGGGCCAGCUGGAGAAGAGACGGGAAAAGGCCAUCGGGGAAGGCCGGGUGGUAUAUAUUGGAAACCUCUCCAGCAGCAUGAGCUCCAGCGAACUGAAGAAACGCUUCGAAGUGUUUGGUGAAAUCGUGGAAUGUCAAGUCCUGUCCAGGACUAACAGGGGGGAUAAAUAUGGCUUCAUCACCUACCGGUAUUCAGAGCAUGCCGCCUUAUCUCUGAAGAACGGCACCUCGCUAAGGAAGAGGAAUGAACCUUCGUUCCAGCUCAGCUCUGGUGGCCUCGGGCACUUCAUCUGGACCAGAUACGCUGACUUGGAUUGCAGCGCGGAGGAGUCCUCAGCUCCGGUGAAAAGCAAGUACGAGACCAUGGAUUUCGACAGCUUGCUGCAGGAGGCCCAGCUAAGCCUGCAUCGGUAA